AAAAUUUGGUCAGAUGAUAAACCUAAAUGUGUCAUGGGGGUCGUCAGGAAGAGAACGGGAACCUUUAAUAGAAACCGUUUGGAAGAUUUUUACACACACCCAUACAGCGUGCUACAGAUAUUUUGAAGAGGUGGGAUUCAAUGAUCAUCAUCGAUUUACAAGUGCAGUAAUGCCAGUCUUCACCAAUGAGAUCAAUGAUAUUUGGAAGAGCAUGACAGAACUUAGCCAGGAACCAUAUUCAGGAUUACUAGGAGACCCCAUAAAAUUGAUGGAUGGAGUGACGUACUGUUCUGAGUUUGCAAAACUUGAUACGGAAUAUCCGUGGGAAAUUCCUCGCCCGGAGAAGGAAUUAAGCAAAAGACGACGGAAAAGGAGUGUGACUGGUGAUGAGACGUGCCUUCGCGAAGAUUUUGACAACAAAUGUAACUUAUAAAGCUACUAUAGUGAACUGGAGGACAGGUAGUG
Messenger RNA from Folsomia candida, 465 nucleotides. RefSeq lists its product as uncharacterized. The coding region runs from base 14 to 433 and encodes 139 amino acids. The record is from RefSeq and is a predicted model, not a curated record. The transcript is spliced from 4 exons. NCBI's taxonomy places the organism in Eukaryota, Metazoa, Arthropoda, Collembola, Entomobryomorpha, Isotomidae.